Mesorhabditis spiculigera is the source of this 576-nucleotide messenger RNA. Lineage: Eukaryota; Metazoa; Nematoda; Chromadorea; Rhabditida; Rhabditidae. The record is from the annotation of a GenBank genome assembly.
AUGCGACAAGUCGAAGCAAAGACGCUGUCCAACCUCGAAGUGCACCCCUUCCUCCUGAAAAAAUGGACCUACGCCUUCAAGACGUUUUUUGAUAUCAACGGAAAUGGCUCUCUGGAAUAUAAGGACUUUGACACGCUUGCCCAUAUCAUCAGAGCGACGCGAGGGCCGAGAAGCCACGAAUACAUCAGCGCCAAGCUGGCCUUCCCCGAAAUCUGGUACUCCCUCACGCAAGCCGCGCAGAUUGAUGAGGGCGGAAAGCUGAAUCUGGAUGAUUGGAUCUCAUUGCUAACGAAAAACCGAAACGGAAAGUGGCAGAAAAGCUACCUUGACUAUAUGUACAACCUUUUUGACGCGUCAGGUGAUAGACUCGUCGAUCAAGCUGAAUAUGUCCAAGUUAUGUCCUACUUUUCCAUCGACCGAGACACGGCCAACCGGGCUUUUGACCAAUUUGCCGUGAGUAGCGACGGCACCCUUCUAAUGGCGAUCGACUGGAAGCAGUUCAACCAAUUGUGGCAAGAUUUCUUCUCGUCCACCGACAUUCACGCGCGGGGAAAUUAUUUGCUUGGUUGUGUCCAA